Poecile atricapillus (Black-capped chickadee) is the source of this 2391-nucleotide messenger RNA. RefSeq names its product N-acetylmuramoyl-L-alanine amidase-like. Lineage: Eukaryota; Metazoa; Chordata; Aves; Passeriformes; Paridae. Gene Ontology annotation, molecular function: zinc ion binding; peptidoglycan binding; peptidoglycan immune receptor activity. The record is from RefSeq and is a predicted model, not a curated record. Gene Ontology annotation, biological process: defense response to Gram-positive bacterium; detection of bacterium; peptidoglycan catabolic process. Bases 375 to 2093 code for a protein of 572 amino acids. The transcript has 5 exons.
GGACAUGGGGGGAUGUGGAAAUGGAUGGGGGCUUUGGGGGGACAAUGACAUGAGUAGGGAGGGACAUGGACAUGGAUGGGGUCACAAACUGGGGCAGCAUCAAUGCCACCACCUGCGCCAUCACAAGUGCUACCAGCACCUUCAUCUCAGCAAUAGCAAGCACUGCCUGAUGCAGUUCCUGCUACCAUAUCCCCACUGUCACCACUGCGGUGUCCCAGCUGAAUGUCACCACUCACCAGGGCGAGACGGGGAACUUGUUCAGCUGAUGACAAGUGUCCCAGAAGUGAGUGACAGCCACCAGGGUGUGCCAGGGCCACUGAGCUCAGGGGACCCCAUGGGGACAGGGCAAGAGUCAGUGUCACACUCAAGGUCACAUGGCCUGGUGGCAGUGUCCCCUGACAUGUCCUGGUGGCAGCAUCCCCAUAGGUAUGGCAACAUUGUCCCCUGAUGUGUGUCCUGGUGGCAUCAUGUUCCCUCCCCUCCCUGUCCUCCCCCUGUGUCUCUGUGUCCCUCCUCCUGUGUCCCUGUACCCCGCCCCCAGUGGGGCCAAAGUCCCAGGCCAUGUCCUGCAGGAGAUCCCCCUGCUCCACUGUGUGUCUCCGUGUCCCACAGCGUGUCUCCAUGUCCUUCAAGGUGUCCCUGUGUCCCUCAGAAUGUGGCUACUCCUGGCACUGAGUGUCUGCGCUGGCCCCGGCACAGCUGUGUCCCCAGCUGUUCCCCCACGCCACAUGGACUCGGUACUCGCCAUCCUGGACAUCCUCGAGUCCCCAGCCUGGGGGGGUUCCCCUGGCACUGCCACGGCCUUGGGGAGGCAGCUGGGAGUCUGCAGCACCCCGGGGUGCCGGGCAGUGCUGGGCGAGCCCGCUGGGACUCCCGAACGCCCUCCGGCUCUCACCCCGGGCCAGUGGCAGCUCCUGACCGAGCUCCUCCGCUACGACUCGGCGACUCCGGAGCUGGGGGCGGUGCUGGCCCCUGACGGUUCUACAGUGGCCCUCGGUCCCCUCCUGGCCGGCAUCGAGGCGGGGCUGAGAUCUGGCGGCUUUGGGCGACCCCUCCCCACCCUCAACCCGCCCACCGACCCCCUCUUGGCUGUCACCAUCUCUGAGGCUUUGGGGACAUCCUUCCUGCUGGCACAGGGGGAUGACAACAACGACACCACGCUGGGACCUGACGGCUGCUGGGACGACGUGGAGAACCCCCAAAAUUACACCUUGAGGGGUCCCAUGUCCCCUGUCCCCGACCCCCUGGCCAUCGGGGCCAUGGAUGGGGUGCUCCUGGGGGCGCGGCUGGCCCGGGGACCCCUCCCACUGGCUGAGCUGCUCCAGGGCUACUAUGGGACCGGGAAUGGCUCGGAAGAGGGGAGACCCCCCAGCAGUUACCGGCGCCGGGAUUUUGGAGCUCUAGUGGGACAGGGACGGCUGGAGAAGGAGGUGGCGGCAAUUUUGGGGGUGCUGAGGACCCUGUCGCCCAGCCUGGAGCUCCUGAGGGACGUAGGGACACAGGAGGUGGCAGCUGUGGCUCGUCGGGCAGCACAGGAGUUCAUCGAGCGCUACGUGGAGUGCCCAGCCAUCAUGCCCCGCUGCCUGUGGGACGCCCGUCCCUACCGGGGCACCCCAGCCCUGCUGCAGCCCCCAUUGGGCUUGGUGUUCUUGCACCACACCCUGGAGCCAGCACAGCCCUGCCGGACCUUCAGCGCUUGCGCCCGUGCCAUGAGGGACAUGCAGCGCUUCCAUCAGGACAUUCGUGGCUGGGACGACAUCGGCUACAGCCUCGUGGUGGGCUCGGAUGGGUACUUGUAUGAGGGCCGGGGGUGGCACUGGGUGGGUGCCCACACCAAGGGCUACAAUACCCAAGGCUUUGGAGUUGGCAUCAUCGGGGACUUCACGGCCACCCUGCCCGAUACCGACACACUCGCUCUGGUGCGAGAUGAGCUCCUGCCUUGCGCCGUCCGCUCUGGCCACAUCCGGCCAGACUUUACCCUGCAUGGCCACCGCCAGCUCGGCCACACCGACUGCCCCGGCAAUGCCCUCUUCCAGGAGAUCCAGAGCUGGCCUGGCUUCCAGGGGACACCGGUGGCACCGGGGCUCAGGUGAGGAGUGGCCCUGGCUGGAGAGGGGGCUGGACAGGGGCAGGAGAGGUUGUACACUGGUCCAGAUGGACACCAGACCAUGGAUCCCACUCUGGAUGGACACUGGUCCAGAUGGACAUUAGAGCCAUGGAUCCCAGCUGUACUCUGGUCUGGAUGGCCCCUGGCCCUGUAGCCCACCAGCUUGGCCAGCCCCAGACCAGAUGACCACCAGCCUGGACAUACCCUGGCCCACCCUACUGGCCCACCAGCCCAUCCCAGUAGCCCCCACCCCAAAACCCCGCAAAAUAAAACUAAUUGCAGAA